Messenger RNA from Lepisosteus oculatus (spotted gar), 6221 nucleotides. RefSeq lists its product as uncharacterized. The record is from RefSeq and is a predicted model, not a curated record. NCBI's taxonomy places the organism in Eukaryota, Metazoa, Chordata, Actinopteri, Semionotiformes, Lepisosteidae.
GUAAUGGCGCAGUAUACUCAGGGCGGUCUUUGCAUGUCACCUUUAAAUCAUUAGUAUUGUGAUCCGCUAAGAACUGCGGGGUUGUUGGCGUUAUUUCAAGCGACCUCUUAAACGCCGAGACCAAAUGACGUGCUGAGUGGGUCAAGAUGAAACUGUCCCCCGACUGUUUAGAAACAGGACAUUUUAAGGGUGACUUAUUUACGCAGGCAGGCUCCGUGGCGCUCCGGGGAUUAAAAGGAAGGUCUUCGCUUGCGCGACAGCACUCGCCUUGCGGGGUUGUGGUGCGCUUUUUUUGAACGGCUGCCUUCACGAAUUUCCCUUUUGCAGGGAGGUCUUCGGUUCCGACUGUAGACCUGGCUACUGUAUGUGGCAUCUCAUCGUGUUUGAACUAGCCAGACAGCUACGCUUGCUUCCGCCGUUAGUGGCCGUGCCUGUUUGAGAAACCCCUCAGUGCCUCACAAGCAAUGGCAAACAAAGAUGGCGGCUCCCAGCGCUGCGCAGUAACGGUGUACUGCCUACAGAUUAUUGCUAGCAAAGUUUCUCAAAUAUCAACUUUUGUGCCAUCGCCAUAGACGUAGGAGAGAGUCUAGUCAUGACGUGGUAGCUGAAAGCAGAGCUAAGGUGAAUGUGUUCUUGUUUCUUGGAAGAUGUUUUCAGUGCGGUGUCGGUAAAUAACGCUGGCUCAAACCCCAGGGGCGGCGAUGCCGAGGCCAGGGAAGAAGCCGGCGGGGGAGGCCUCCAACUCCAACAAGAAGUGCAAGCGCUACUUCAACGAGCAGUGGAAAGGGGAGUUCCCCUGGCUGGAGUUCGAUUACGACAGGAAGCUGAUGUUCUGCGUGGCGUGUCGCCGGGCGCUGGUGAGCAACAAGCACGGCAAGGCGGACAACGCCUUCACCGUGGGCACGGACAACUUUCAGCGGCACGCCCUGCUGCGCCACGUCACCUCCGGCGCCCACCGGCACGCCCUGGCGGCCGGCCGGGGGCAGAAGGUAUGGGAGCCCCUCGGGCCCCAGAAUGAACGCGACCUGAAGCCGCCAGUCAGGAGGCUGGUCAGCCCAGCCAAAAUCGCCAUCAUGACCACGGUUUACUGCAUGGCGAAGGAAGGCAUUCCAGAUUCAAAGCUUAGUUCGCUGCUGGAGCUCCAGAAGUACAACCUUUGCCAGUCUUUACUGGCUGGGGAAUGCCAUGAUUAUUACUCGGCUCACAGUAUAAAGGAAAUGCAGGAGGCAAUUGUCAAGGUUCUUCAUGAUGAAGAUAGCCGCAGAAUGACUGAUUCCCCAUUUAUUGGGCUCAUUGUGAGAGGAGCUGUUGACCUUUUGGAAAAUGAAAAGCUAGUUCUAUUUGUGAGCACAGUGUCCCCCUUUGACCGACAUGCCUCAGUUAUGUUUCUCGGACUUUUUGACCUUCCAGAUGGAGAAACCGAGACAGUCGUAGACAGGCUAGUAGAAAUCUUCAGCACCUUUAGUGUUCCUCUUUCCAAGGUGUCUUGGCUUGCCUAUGAUGAACCAAGUUUGAGCACAAACAAAAUCAGCAACGCUGUGUCCAGACUGAAACCUUUGUGUCCUCUUUUAAAACAUUUUCCCUGGUUAUCCUCGAAUGACUGUCUUGCUCUGUCCGAUAUCAUCAGGGAUGUUGCCUACCUUAGAAAGUAUGAAGAAACUGUAGAUGCUGUCUUUCGUCUAUUUUCCAGUUAUGAGGAUGACAACAACAGCUUGGAAGAGCUGGAUAAGGUCCUGAAGUCCAGCAAGAUUGACCUCAGGGACUGCAAGCCCGUUCAAUGGGCAUCAGUGUUGCCGGCAGUAGAGGCAAUAAACUCAUUGUGGCCCACACUGGUCCUGUUUCUGGAAGAGUUGGCUGGAAAAUCUCCCUUGGCCUUAGGACUCUGCAAGGAGCUCAAAAAAUUCAAUUUUGUGGCCUUCACAAAAGUAUUGAUGGACGUUCUGCCCAUCCUGCAGAGGCUCAGCGCGUUCUUCCGAGCUGAAGAGCUGAAUUUGUCCGUCCUCAAGCCAGUCAUAUCGGCAUCUCUGGCCUGCCUGAAGGCACUAAGGUCAGCCAGUGGGUGUCAGUUUCAGGAAUUCCUCUGUGACAUGAACGAGCACCCUCAGGAGGACUGCGAAAAGGGCGUCAGACUGUACUAUAAAGGAGUGGAGAUGACCAACUGCUCCCAGGAAGAUGUACGAGCUUUUGGGCAGCUGAAAGAUGCCUACCUGGGCACUCUUUGCAAGAGCCUGCAGGAUAGACUACCGGAGGACAUUGUGGAACUUGUGAAUGCCUUCGUGGUGCUCUUCAGCCCCCAGUGCUACGUGCAGGCCUUGGUUGAUGACAUCAAGAGCUACGGGGCGACUGAGCUAAACCUGCUGCUAGAUCAGUACGGGGGCCUGGUGAGCCAGGAGAGGGCGAGGACUGACUUCCCACUCUUCAAGCGCGUCGUCGUCAGCCUCGGCCACCUGUCUCUCCAGCAGCUCUGUGCUCAGCUGGUGUUCAUUGACUCGGAGAUGCGCGAGCUCUUUCCUGACUUUGCCACGCUGGCUUCUCUGGCCUCGGUGUUACCUGUACAGCCUGCAACAUGUGAAAAGGUUUUCAGGGCCAAAGACCAAACCAAAAAACUCCUGACAGAAGAGGGCUUGUCCAAUGUUGUUAAGAUUGCAGUAGACGGCCCAACCAUCAGUGAAUUUGAUUUUGAAGCUGCCAUUGAACAUUAUGAAACCAUUAAAGAUAAGCAGAAUGUUGUGUGAUGAAUUUGGUGCUUUUAUUCACUUUUUAUAUUUUUGAUUCUGGACUAAACCAAAAAAGGAGCAGCUUGCUGCCAUUUCAUUGUAACUUAAUGGUAAAAGUUUCUGUACUUAUUGUUGCCUUAAGCACUUGGUUCCUUGUUUUCCUUAUUUAUUAUGUAGUGAAAGUUGUGAAAAGAGGGGUGAGAUAACUUCACAGAAUCAAGUCCAUUAUUUUCAAAUAAUGAUGACAAAGAGAAGGCAGAACAAAAUGUUGCAUGUACCUUUAGGCUUGUCAACAAAUAGCUGCUCAUAAGGAGCAAUUGAGUUACAUCUCUUCAGGAGGAUGCAUCAUAUGCUUAUGUGGCCUGAAGUAUUUCCUGUUGUAUUUUCAUGUAAAGUGAAAGGUUAAUGCAGAAGAUCAGUAAUGAGACUGUAUAAUACGGAUAAUAAUAUACAUCAAGAAGCGGUGAUAGUGUCCCAGGAGAAUAUAUUCUAAUCACAUGGGUCAUGUAGUUUGCAGUUUGAAGCACAACACAACAGGCAAAGGUAGUUGAUGUAUCUUUUUGAAAUGGGGAUGAGAGGAUGGGAGUUUUCAGGUGUCCUGGGGUCACCAAAUGGCAUAUGGGAACAUUAAAUGUUCUGAAAAAAGAAACCCCCAAAUACCAAGUUUGGAACCCAGGUAUUUAGGUAUAUAUAGCAUAUAAUGACAAAGAAGGAUUCCCCAGCACUUUUUACAGCUAGUACCUCCUGCAACAAGUCAUUUCAAGUCAGGAUGGUGCCCCCCUUCCCCCAUUCCUAACCUCCCCACCUCCCAUCCAACAAAUAACUUUCUAAAUGUCAUGGUGUUUGCUAUAGCUUAUCUCUUAACCUAGAAGAUAAAACUAAGAAAAUGAGACCUGAUCAAACAGUUGUUUAUUAAAUACCAGUAAAUAUCAAAGACAGAAUAAUACUGAGGCUUGGAUUUAAUACAAAAAAUGGAGCACUUGUCUUAUUUAUCGUCGGUCAUGAAGCCGUCUCAUUUAAACUAAAUGCAAUGUUCCUUUUUUCUUUUAUUUUGCGCUGCAGUUCCAAGUCACUCAAAGGCUGUAAUCAUGAAAAAUAAUGUAAUUGGGAUAAGAAUUGCAAGCUGUUCCAAUAAUUCUGAAUAUUUCCUUUGCUAAACCUGCUCCUAACUGCUGUAGAUACCUUAGAAACUUUGUUCCACAUUUUCAAUGUAAAUAGCUUUUUAUCUUUUUUGUUUUUGAAAAGGCUACGUGUGCUGAAGGCCCAUAAAACCAAUAGCUAUAUAAGAGGAGCUAAGGAUAGCUAAAAUAAAAUGAAUGAAUUCAUCCCAUGGGUCUUCAGAAUACAAACAAGGUGUUGAUAAUCAGAUUUUACCGGCAGCUCUUGCAUCUGUAAAAACAUUCCUAAUCUGCUGUGUCGUGUCAGCAGCAGAUCUUAUUUGUUCUAAAAAUGGAUUUUUCCUCAUGAACUGCUGAGGAGAUAAACCAUAUAAGGUUCUGAUUUAAUCUUUUAGUUUUCACAGUUCCUUCACACUGUUUCUCAAGCGUUUCAAUUUCACAUCUAAAAUAGCUUUACUUUUUAAGCACCAUUUAUCCCGGUUUAAUCAAAGGCUUCAGUUUACAUGGUGUAGCUCUGACUACAUGCUGUUUUACUUACCAAACUUAAAGGGCUCCUGGGCCAUUUUUUUCGAAGCCUUAAUUUUCACAGUGUAUCACUCGGUAGAUUAAAAGAUUUGUCUUUUUGUGAACUAUUUUUCUUAAGCUUUUUACGGUUAAAAAGUCGAUGGCUAGAUUUCAAUCCUGAUUUUAUCACACCUGAGAAGCCAAGCAAGGCUGUGUCAGGUCAGUCAUGCUGACCUUGGAACUAAACAGGUUGCUACUGCAAGUAUUGUAUGUGAACCUGUAGGUGGCGAUCUUCCCUCUUUGCCAGAAUUUCCAUGCCAAUGUCCCUAGGUGUCUCUGCUAAAUUCUACCCGGGGCUUGUUCAGUCUGGGUUUUCUAAAGAAUGUUCCCCUUUAAGUCAAUUUGCAAAAUAAUUUCUCACUUUGCCACCUAAUCUGUUCUGUACUGGGGCUGCAGGCAAAGACUGUCUGCCUGUCUUGAAUGCAUUUCAGUGGUGGCUUAGGUGGUAUAAAUACAAGGACUUCUUCAAAUGUUUUGUGAGACACAGCAUAAGGUUACGCCACUGGACCCCCGUUUGAAGAAGGCAGUCGUAAAGCAACACACUUGUCUGCAAGUGAUGAAAGGCUUAGGACCGCAGUAAGCGAUGUACACCUGCUCUUUUGCCAAAACGUCCAUACUGAGACACAUGCCUUCUCAUGUAUGGGUAUGAGUCACCUGAAAGUGAAAUACAUUCAAGUUAUGAAAAGGUCCACAAGAAAACUGGAAAUCUUGUGAAAUAAGAGGUGCUUUAGUAAUAUUUGAAGUUUUCUUAAUAUGUGCACUUCAAAGACCAUGGUCAUAUGACCAGAUUGCCUGCAUCUUGGAGAGCGACCCUGAUGUGGCACCGGUUUCAUGUUUAGCGUGCAGUUUGAAUGGUACAGGCAACCAAAAUCAUCAACGACAUGUCAUUCGGGCCGAGUUUAGUUAAGUGCAGAAGCCUUCACAGCAGAUUUCCACAGAGUGCUUUUGCAACAUCAAGUGUCGCGUGUUGUGCUUCUGUGUGAACAUGCACAUCUGGCCGCUGUGAGCAGGGCGUGUGAAGUUUCAGAUUUGUCCUCGGUUGCUUCCAUCUUCUUCUCAAGAAAUGAACAGAAAGCUCGGAGCUGGCAGAAGUAGUGUGGUGUACUGUUGUACCCCAGAGGGGUUAGGGGACAGUCAGUCAAGAUCCAAUAGAAUUGUUAAGUUAUACUUUUUGUGUAUUGCAAUUUCAAAAUUGAAAAAAUUGAGAAUUAUUUUUCCUCCUAUUUUCAAUUUCUAGUGAAAUUGAUCACAAUAUACGGAUAGAGUACAGUUUCACAUGAUGUGGUCACAGGGUCUAGAUUAAUACUUGCUGGGCAUUGCUCUGUCAUACAUGUUUUCUGUUGGCUCUCCACUCCCCACAGACUGGAACGGGCAUAAAACAAAUAUUAUUCAAGUUAAAUUUACAUGACAUGACAUCAGUAUAAUAGAAGGAUGUUCCUUUUCUGAAGAUCGUUUCCAUGUGCUUGUCUGACCAAAGCAAAUUUUCAACAGAUGAUGGUACCUUGUAAUGUUUGCCUAUAUUUCACAUUGUCUUUUGGAUAUACUGUGCUAUAGAGGUUCUGGGUUUGUCUUUGAGAGAUUGGACAAUUUCCUGUUCCUCAUAGCAGUUGAGUUUGGCUCAUUUUUUUCUGGCCUACAGUGCAUAAUUCUGUUUACAUGGAAGUUUGAAAAUCUGAUUUGUGUUAUGUUAAAUGCUUUGAAGGAUGCCUGUGCAGUGUGAGCAGGAGCUUUGUUGUUAAUGACAUGCUGUUCAUUUCUGUUGCCUUUUUGAUUUCUACUUUUGUAUUGGCAUAUAUUUCAUUAAACUAUCUUUUUUUAAAAA